UUUGGGGCAUUACAGUCCUAAAUUGAAGGUAUUUAGCAGCAAUUCUAUGGCUACAAGGACAUAUACUAUUAAUGACAAAAAGCAUGAAGAAAUGGAGUUGGUGAUGGCUAGACAAAGUCCGUUCAAAGAUAAUAAGGUCAUUUUCCCUAACCUAAAAUAUUUGUACACUGAUUGGAGUGAAGCAAUAGAGGAGAUAUUUGACAUGAGUCAACUUGGAGAUGGUGAGACUUAUGACCUGGUAAACACGAGUUUAAAGACACUGCAUAUUUACAAUGCUCAUAUGAUGAAUCAUCUGUUUGGAGACCCAGAAUAUGCUCAACCAUCAAAUUCUUUUGUCUUUCAAAACUUAGAAUCUCUGUAUGUUCGGGAAUGUAGCAGAUUACAGAGCUUUGCGCCAUCAUUUAUGUCUUUCCACAAAUUGAAAACUCUUAAAGUAUCAGGAUGCCAUGGGCUGACGUAUCUGUUCGCCUCCUCAACCGCAGCAACUCUGGUACAUCUCAGAGUAAUGAGCAUAAUUGAUUGCAAACGAAUGAGGGAGAUUAUUAAUAGAGAUUAUUAUAAGGAAUGUCAAAUAGUAGAAAGUGAACACCAUGAGUUUGUUUUCCAGAGAUUGGAGGAAUUAGAGCUUCAUGAUUUACCCAGUCUUGAAAGCUUCUACUCAGGAAAUAAAGUUGUGAGUUUUCCAAAAUUGGAAAAAAUAUCUCUGAAGGGAUGCCAUAAGAUGAGGAGAUUUUCACAUGGAAAUAUAUGUACCUCCACACUAGUCAACACAAUCAAGGCUGGAGGUGUAAACAUUUGGGAGGGAGAUAUUAAUACAACCCUCACAAAAAUUUGGGAGAAAAAUGUUAUACAACCCUAACAAAAGAUUGGGAAGAUGAUUCUAAUUUUUGAUUAGAUUUACAGCAUUUAUUCGCUCAAGAAAUGGAUGAUCAGUGAAGAGGAUGCUUAAUGAUUAUCUUUUGUGCCUGUGGAACCUACCAAGAAUAAAGCUUUCUUUGAAGCACAUGCUUGUUGAAGAUUUGGAAACACAGUGCUUAAAAGGAACUUUGCAAUUUGGCAACCUGUCCAUACUUUGUUUGUUAGUAGUCACAUAUAUAGAAGUCACAAAUGGAAGACUCAAAGGAGGAAAUUGAUGAACACUUUUUAACAUUACUGUUGAUGAUUUGUUGAUCAAUCUAGGCUUUGUGAAACUGGUUUCUCAUACAAUAAUUGUCUGGCCUUUUCUAUUAUUCAAGUUGUGGGGAUUUGUUUCAUUGUCCAUUGUUCAGAAUGUAUGUUCAUUCAUUAACAAUUUACUUAGGUUAGCCCUUGACAUGUGAUAUGCUGGUUACCUCAGUA
Humulus lupulus (European hop) is the source of this 1338-nucleotide messenger RNA. RefSeq lists its product as uncharacterized. The record is from RefSeq and is a predicted model, not a curated record. Lineage: Eukaryota; Viridiplantae; Streptophyta; Magnoliopsida; Rosales; Cannabaceae. The transcript has 4 exons. Bases 47 to 859 code for a protein of 270 amino acids.